AUGACUGGCAGCAUCAAAGCAGAGCAGCCGGAGGGACGGCGAAGAGACUCUCCAUGGAGACGGCAGGAAGAUUUGCUCAUCAACGACGUCGUCAUAGCCCAGGCGAUCGUAGGAAUGCUCGUCACCGGCUCGGGCUUCCUGGCGCUGACGUGGUCGACGGUGGUUCUCCUCGGCGGCUUCGUGUCCGCGCUGCCCAUCAAGGAGUUUUGGUUCCUCACAGCAAUCGGCACAGUGCUUGCCUCCACGGUCUUGCGCAUCCAAGAUUUCGGUAUUGAGACUAUGGUGGCAGUAAACAACGCUGCAUUUGAUCUGCGUAAGUACACUGAAAAAUCUGAAGAUGACAUUCGGGCUGUCAUUACGAGGAUGUAUUUUGGGGUGAAGCUGCUUAUCAAGAAUAUACUAGUGAUAAUAGUAGCGAUUCUAAUUGAAGCCGUGCUGCUCAUAAAUUCGUUUGGACCGAUGGCAUCCAUGGUGAUCUCAGUGAUGCGCUUAAGACAACACGAUUAUGAUGGGUCAGAUGCCACAAACAAAGGAAAGUUGAGGGCAGCCCUGUUCAUAUUUUACUCUCUAGCUCUGGUCCACAGCGUGUGCUUCUACUGCUGGUUCAUGCUGCAGUUUUCUCUUGCGAACCGCGCCAAGUUGCUGGCCACACAAUCUGGGCUCGACAAGUACCACAAAUGGGGCCAAAGAUUGCCCCUUCAAUACAUCCAUGACACCAAAACCAAGUGUGGAAACGAUCUAAGGUUGCCAGGUGACUGGAACUUAAUCACAUAUGCUGUUGGAUUGCUGGAAUCUGUAUAUCGGGGUGAUGUUCUGGACGGUUUAAGGAUGCUUGAUGUGUUCGUCGUCGAGAAGACACUACCUAUACGGAUGGAGUUACUGUCCUCUAAGAACUCCAUCCAGAAUCUCAUCACAAUGCUGGAGUUCACUAGCCCGGACCUCAAGGACCAAGAGAUGAGAGAACGCGCCGCCAGGAUUGUGGCGAAUGUUGCCGGUGAACUUCGCGUAGGCGUAGCUCAGAUCCCAGAAGGAGCGCUGCAAUGCAUAUGUUCUCUGAUGGAACCCUCUCGGCCGAGACAGCGCCACCAAGAGGAAGAAGAAAAGGAACAGCAACGGUAUCAUCAACACCAACUGGAAGGUGAAGAUGAAGAAGCCUCAGUGCAAGGCCAAGUGAUGGACGAAAUAAUAGAUCGUCAGGUAGCAAUGAUGAGGGAAGAGAGGCAGAGGAUGAUCGAAGAUGAAUCCUUCAAGCCGAAAGGUACUAGAGAAUUAAUUCAUCAGGGCCUACAGAUUCUUGAGAGGCUCUCACGCGACGACAACAACUGUAGAGAGAUAUGCAACAGCCAAGGGCUGCUUCCCAAGAUCAUCUCGCCUAUUGCUUCCUCCUCUUUCCUCGACGCAGAAUAUGAUAGUGAAUGGAUUGACAUCCUAAGCAUUUUGCUGAGGCUGGUGAGGCGGCUUACCGGCGCUCCUGGAGAAGCUGGCGGAAGGUUGUGCCAUGAAAUCUGGACAAGCAAGGAUGCAGUCCGCAACUUGUUGGGUAUUCUUGACGGCCAAAUCAAAUGUUCAUUGCAACUUCAGGAAAACGCCAUGGAGAUUCUUACAGAAAUAGCAAUACGCAUCCCUUCAGUCAUGACUGAGAGUUUAGUUAAGAAGUUGUGCCACAUCUUCCUUGCGAACAGCGGGAUGAGCGGAUUGAGGAUAAAAGCAGGAGAAGCCCUUGUAAAAUUGCUUUCUGCUCAAGGUGCAAGCGGAGUGGCACCUAUGAUGGAGGUAUUCUGCAAAAGCAAAAUAGCCGUUGAUGAACUCACCAAUAUACUUGUUAAAGACAAGGAAUGCCAGAUAAGUGCAGCAGCAAUACUGGAGCUCUUUUGUUGUCGUUCUGUAAGGGGCUACCAGCUAUUAGACCAAUAUGAUGUGGUCAAUCUGCUGUCGAAGAUUGUUGGUCUCAUCCUAGAUAGUAAAACAGAAGGAAACAAGGAAAAUCAACCUGAGCCAAGGGAAAACAAUAGUUCUGAAACACAUAAUGAUGAAGAAAGCCAACCUCCAAAACAAGCUGGUCAGAACAAGUCCUUGGUGGAGAUAAAUGAUGAGCUAUGUGAAGAAAGGAAAUAUCUGGCAGCUAUGCUGUCCCUUCUGGUGGUGAUAUGUGAAAAAAUGGUUGAUGCAGGUGUUGUUGCUCAAGUAACAUCUGUAGAUGAAGCAUUGGUGAAGAAGCUCAAGAAGAUAAUAGAAGCAAAUAGUGAAAACACAGCUGACUGUCUGGGAAUAGUGAAACUUGCCUGUCAGGCGGUUAUAGCAACAAUUCAUCUCAAACCUAGCUGCCUCAAAGACUUCAAUGAAAAUAAUUUCGACAAUGUACUGUCCAUGGCUUUGGGGAGCAUGUCAGAUAUCGAUAACUGCAUGCUAUUUGCAGUCAAAGAUGAUGAGAUAACAAAGACUACCAGAACUCUCUCUUCUCUUAUAAAAGAAGCACAGGUACUCCUUCAGAAACAAGAAGAAACAGGUAACAGUUCUACCUGAGUAAAGUCAUGUGCUGCGAGAUUAAGAGAUCAUCGAGUGUACUGUUCACCUGAAGACAGCUGAAGUUAUCUAUUUUCUGCAAUACGCGUGCAAACGGAGUGUGCCAUUUCUAUAUUCUGUAUUUCGUGUGUGCUUUGCCAAUUUUCUUUACUACGUCUGCAAAUGGAGUGUGUCUCGAACAAUGUAUGAAUUAUGAUUACUUCAAAAUCAAGUACCAUUAUUAAUACAAGUCCUGUUGUAUGUCUGAAAUGGCAGUAUAAUUAGGGGUAAUAAUUAUUUCAAAAUUAUGGAUAGAAGUUAGUUCAC
Oryza brachyantha (malo sina) is the source of this 2829-nucleotide messenger RNA. RefSeq lists its product as uncharacterized. The record is from RefSeq and is a predicted model, not a curated record. The transcript is spliced from 5 exons. Bases 1 to 2523 code for a protein of 840 amino acids. Lineage: Eukaryota; Viridiplantae; Streptophyta; Magnoliopsida; Poales; Poaceae.